UACGCGGUCUGACACAAAAUGCAACAGUUUACAUGUGUUUUUAUUUAUACAUAUGUAUAAGCUUAUUUUUUUAAUACAUGGUUUAUUCCUGUUCGACCAUUAUUUGAUUUAACACGUCUUACUUAAUGUUUAAUUGGACCUAUUUCCGCGACAAACGUUGACAGGCAGUGCUUAGGUCUAUCCUAAACAUGGCCACCAUGAUGGAGUAAAGCUUCAACUUUAAAUUUCACAUUUUUAGAAGAAAACUUAUACAUUUUCUAUAUUUUGACAGGAAUGUUUCAACGGAAGAAAUUAUAUCAGUCAUCUUAUCCAUAUGAAAUCACUGGAGAAAGUUUCUUGUUGGAUUUAAUACUGGUUUAAGUUGUCUGGAAGCUGGAAACGAAAAAAAAAUUAUUGCAUCAAUUCCGUAAGCGUUUUAAUUUCUCUCGAUAGUUUUAAAGCUUUUACAAACCUUUUGUGGGAUUUUUCAAGUUGUGGAUCUAUCUUAAUUGCAAUAAUUUUGCUGUGAAGAAUUGAAGGAACGAUUGGGAUGUAUUUUAUAAUUUUUAUGCGUUUUCUGGCAGAAAGUAAAUCUUGGUGGUCGAAGGGAGAGUAGUAAUGUUCACUGAUUGACGUACUUUUAAAGAAGCCAAUAAACUGAAGAAUACAUAAAGGGAUAUAACAGUUUGUAUGGUUUUGAGGCGCCGAAAGUGCACUGGUCACUUCCCCCAUAUUUUUGAAUUGGUGGUUGAACGAGUCAGCGACACCCCUUACCCCACUUAUACUAAACGAAAGUAUGACAUUUCUCAUAUGGCUUUAAAGGUCAUGAAGGAAAUACAUCUAAACUUCUAGGUUCUAAAAGAAUGUCAUCAGAGGACAAGAGUCUGGAUCCCUCUGACCACGGACAGUCUACUCCCCUGAGCAGUACUGGGGGGCGCACCCCCUCCCCUGCCCCCACAGACCGGCGCACUCGCGGCCGGCCUCGUAGGGAUGCAGGGUCUGGAUUACCCACACCCAGAAAGAAGGGCCGUAGCAGAGGCCGAGCCCAGGUUGAGGAUGAGGACAGCAUGGACGGGACGGAGACCGCCGAAGCAGAGAACAUGCAGGAUAUGGAAGUUAAGGAGCUGGUCCUGGAUGUCGAGGAGGAGAUCAUGGUGCCUAGCCUCAGGGACGACAGACCCCUCUCCCCACUCUUCCAGCGCUCCAUGUCGGAGGACUCUGCAGGAUCCUCCGCCUCGACCCUGGAGCACGCCAAAGUCCGUGAAAAGCUGUGUGCCUUCUGCUACUGUGGCGAGAGGAGUUUCCUGGGCCAGGGCGACCUGAUGGUGUUUGGCCCCACGCCGGGCUACGUGCCGCUGCACAUCCGCAACCGACGAGGCAGCUCGGAGAAGGACGAUGACUACCACGAAGAUGACUUCCAAGACGACCACCACGACACCAAGAGCGCAGGGCAGCGCGACGGCGUGAGGGGCCUUAAAAAGGUCAGCUCUCCGGACAGUGGUCUCCACUCCUCCUCGGCACCCGGCAGCACGGACCCCUUCAGCGAGGAACAGGCCGCUAAGUUCUGGGACGAGCUGGGUCAGAUCGGCCUCCCCGACGACAUCAAUGUCCAGUCCCUGUUUGACCCCACAGGCCAGUGCUGUGCCCAUCUGCACUGUGCCGCCUGGUCCGAGGGUGUGUGUCGCGGCGAGGCCCAGGAUUCACUGCUCUACGUGGACAAAGCCAUAGACUCAGGGAGCACAGAGUGCUGUGCAUACUGUAAGCGCCUUGGAGCAUCUAUCAAGUGCUGUGAGGAAGGCUGCUGCCGCUCCUACCAUUUCCCCUGCGCCGCCGCCUCUGGAACUUUCCAGGACCUGCGCCGACACACUCUCCUCUGCCCAGACCACCUCCAGCUGGCCUCACAAAGAUGUAAAGAGGUGAAGUGCUUGUUGUGUGGCAGUGCUGGGGACCUGCAGGACCUGCUCUUCUGCAGCUCGUGUGGGCAGCACUACCACGGAGCUUGUCUGGACGUGAGUGUCACCCCCCUGAAGAGGGCCGGGUGGCAGUGCCCCGAGUGCAAAGUCUGUCUGACCUGCAGGAACCCGGGGGAGGACAGCAAGAUGCUGGUCUGUGACAUGUGCGAUAAAGGCUAUCACACCUUUUGUCUCCAGCCUACCAUGAAAUCCAUCCCCACCAACGGCUGGCGGUGCAAGAACUGUCGGGUGUGUUCUUUGUGUGGGGUCAGGCAGGCGGGCCAGUGGGCCCACAACAUCACACUGUGCGAGGGUUGCCACGGGCAACCAGAGGAACCCGCCCCCGUCCUGCCAUGCCCACUGUGUGUGAGGGACCAGGGCCGCGGGGAUGCCCCUAAGGACCUCCUCCUCACCUGCCACACAUGCAAGAGGUGGCUUCAUGGUGAGUGUGAGAAGCAGGCAGGGGGCAACUCGGACCUCCACACACAGGCCGACUACAUCUGCACCGUCUGUAAGCAGGUGGAGAGCGACAUGGUGGAAACCCCGGCCAGCCCCAUCCAGGAAUCCACAGAACCAGAACCAGAACCCACUAUGGCCACCCCAUCACCCUUCUCCAAUGCCUUUGUAUGUCUUUAUGGCUGUGGUGGAGGAGGAGGUGUUGCUGGAGGAGGAGGUGCGUCCAAGCCCUCGGCUGGAGGAGGAGGAGGCGCGUCCAAGCCCUCGGCUGGAGGAGGAGGAUGCGCGUCCAAGCCCUCGGCUGGAGGAGGAGGAGGCGCGUCCAAGCCCUCGGCUGGAGGAGGAGGAGGCGCGUCCAAGCCCUCGGCUGGAGGAAGCGAGGAGGCAGGCGCGUCAGCCGCUCGCUGGAGGGGAGGAGGAGGAGGCGCGUCCAGCCUCUGGCUGGAGGAGGAGGAGCGCGUCAAGCCCUCGGCUGGAGGAGGAGGAGGGCGUCCAAGCCCUCGGCUGGAGGAGGGGAGGCGCGUCAGCCCUCGGUUGGAGGAGGAGGAGGCGCGUCCAAGCCCUCGGCUGGAGGAGGAGGAGGCGCGUCCAAGCCCUCGGCUGAGGAGGAGGAGGCGCGUCCAAGCCUCGGCUGGAGGAGGAAAAGGAAGGCGCGUCCAGCCCUCGGCUGGAGGAGGAGGAGCGCGUCCAAGCCUCGGCUGGAGGAGGAGGAGGCGCGUCCAAGCCUGGCUGGAGGAGGAGGAGGCGCGUCCAGGCCCUCGGCUGGAGGAGGAGGAGGCGCGUCCAGGCCCUCGGCUGGAGGAGGAGGCGGCGCGUCCAGGCCCUCGGCUGGAGGAGGAGGCGGCCCGUCCAGGCCCUCGGCUGGAGGAGGAGACGGCGGCGCGUCCAGGCCCUCGGCUGGAGGAGGAGGAGGCGGCGCGUCCAGGCCCUCGGCUGGAGGAGGAGGAGGCGGCGCGUCCAGGCCCUCGGCUGGAGGAGGAGGAGGCGGCGCGUCCAGGCCCUCUAAAGAAGCCUAAAGUGUCUCCAUCAGGUGUUGAACUGGCGCAGGAGAUUCAGGUGACCGUUACCCUGACGGAGGGCCGGGAGUCUCACCAGAGGUCUGGAACUCUAGUGGACGUGUCACCGCUCGCCUCCCAGAGUCCCGCCUCACCCGUGGACGAUUUCCAACAGGAACUGGAAAUAUCAGACUCUUUACAAACGGGGAAAGGUGCGGCGCCCGAGGAGGCUUUGCCCUGCGAUGUAGAGGGGGAGGAGACCAAAUCGGAAGACUCAAAAACCACUUUAGCCACGCCCACCAACGAAAUAUCUCAUGAGGCUUUGGAGGAGACUACCGAAGAGGCUCCUGUGGAGGAGGAGGAGCCUAUGGAAGUAGCACCUGUAGAAAUGAAGUCUUUGGAAUUGGCUGCAAUGGAGACUACUGUUGAGCAGAAUGUUAUGGAACCCAUGCAGGAGGUGCAGGAUGCAGUUGCAGAAAAGGAGGUUGAGGAGAAGUUGCAGGGGUUGGAGGACGAGGAGUUGCCUCCAAGUAUUUUGGACGAGGGGGAGAAUUUGCCUCCAAUUGUUUUGGACGAGGGGGAGGUGUUGCGUCCAAAUGUAUUGCCCAUUGCAGAGGACAAAAUCAGAGAAAAGGAGCUUAGUCCCAUGGCUGAACUUCCUGAAAUGGAGAGCCCCGUAGACAUGGAUAUCAUGCACGCCAGCAACCGCAGCCUCUCGGACUUCAGCUCACCGAGGGGAGAUGGCAAAGCCCCAAAGGCUUCCCCUGAAAUGUCUCCUGAGCUCUCGCUCAUGCUGAUCCAGUCCCUCUUCCCUACAGAGUCCUUCCCCAGGGAGGCCAGCCCUCCUUGGGUUCAGGUCCAAAUCCAGGCCCAGGCUGCUCCACCACAGACCCAACCUCAUUCUGGAUAUAGUGCUUGUGUGCCUCCCACCACCACAACCUUUUUCCCCCUAACUCCCAAGAUUGGCAUGGGGAAGCCUGCCAUCUCCAAGAGGAAGUUCUCCCCUGGGAGACCAAGGGUGAAGCAGGGACGUGGUUCGGGCUUCCCUGGAAGGCGGAGGCCCCGCGGGGCCAACCUAUCGUGCGCGGGGCCGCGGACGCUCUCGAGGACUCAAAGCCGACACCACCCUCGCCAUGACCCCUGGGUAGGAGCCUCACCCCCCCCCCCCCCUUUAUCCCCCUCCACCGCAGCUUUGAGCAGCCGACAUGUGAAAGAAGAGGAGGAGAAUGCCAUGCCACAACACUGUGGUCAUUUUCUCAACUCAGACCACUUCACUCUGACAGGUCGAUACCAACACUGUGGUCAUGUUCUCAACCACAACCACUUCACUCUGACAGACCACUUCACUCUGACAGGUCAGUACCAACACUGUGGUCAUGUCUCAACCUCAGACCACUUCACUCUGACAGUGAUGAACUGUGCCUUCCUCAUGGCCUCCGCCAGGGAUUAG
Molecule: messenger RNA, 4832 nt
Organism: Salvelinus sp. IW2-2015
Lineage: Eukaryota; Metazoa; Chordata; Actinopteri; Salmoniformes; Salmonidae
Source: RefSeq, a predicted model, not a curated record